GCGUCUUCUCCACUUUGUCAUAGGGGUCGUCCGACGAGUAGGUAUUAAAUACAGUGUUGUCUCAUUGUGUGUGGGAGAAGCUUAGAACAUGGUCUCAUCAGAUGAUGAGGAAGAGACAGUUGCAGAUACUAUCUCAGAAUACUAUUUCUGUGACGGGGAUGACGAACCCCUUUCAUUUUCAGUGUUACCUCUGCAAUGGAGUGAGAGUGAGAGUGAGAGUUCAAGCCCUACUACAGGAAUCUUUUUGAGGGGCACUGCAGAUAAUGGUCUUCAAAAGCUAUACAAAGCAGUUAAGGCAUGGAAGUAUGAUUUAUCAAAAUCUAAUCCUGAGAUUUCAGUGCUUUCCAAAGAUAACCACUGGAUCAAGCUUCAAAAGCCUAGAAAGAGUUUUGAAAAUGAGAUCAAGACAAUUCUGAUUACUGUGCAUUGCCUAUCCUACUUGAAAAGAAAACCAGAAGCAUCAGCGAAAUCUCUGUGGGACCACCUCUCUAAAGUUUUCAGUUUGCACGAUGUCAGGCCUUCAGAGAAUGAUUUGAGAGGUCAUAAGAGCUUCAUUAGAGAUGCUGUAGACAGGGAUGAAACAUUGGCGAAAUCCAAGGUUUUGGCUGCAUUUUUGGAGAAUCCCAGAAAGAGGAAAGUUUCUGAGGAGGCUGAAGCUGCUACAAAGCCGAGCUUUAUAGUUGAUGAUGCAAAUGAUGAUGACUUUGUCAUAGAGGCCAAUGAAGAUAGUGAGUCGGAUGAAGAGGAGGAUCCUUUUGAUUCAGUUUGUGCUAUAUGUGAUAAUGGUGGUAGACUUACCUGUUGUGAUGGGAAAUGUUUUAGGUCAUUUCAUGCAACCCCAGAUACUGAGGAGGCAGAAGAAUCCAAUUGUAAAUCUCUUGGUCUAACUCCUGACCAAGUGAAGAGAACACAACAAUUCCUGUGUGAUAAUUGUUUGUAUAGCCAACACCAAUGCUCUGUUUGUGGUAAACUAGGGUCUUCUGAUAAAUCUUCUGGUGCUGCUGAGGUUUUUCGUUGUAGUUCUGCAACUUGUGGCCACUUUUAUCACCCAAAAUGUGUAGCAAAGAUACUACAGCCGAAUGUUGAAGCUGAACAGAAGAAUCUUCUAGAAAAAAUCAGUGCAGGGGAACCGUUCAUAUGCCCUGCCCACAAAUGCGAUGUCUGUAAGCAAACAGAAAAUGAAAAAGUGGAAGACUUGCAGUUUGCUAUUUGCAGGCGAUGUCCAAAAUCAUACCAUAGGAAAUGCUUACCAAGGGGUAUUAUGUUUGAAUCUCAAGUUGGUGAUGACGACAUAGUCCGAGCUUGGGAUGAUCUUUUGGGUAAAUCCCGUGCAUUGAUAUAUUGCUUAAAUCAUGAUAUUGAUAAGAAGCUCGGCACCCCUGCAAGAACCUUAAUAUUUCGAAUUAAUCGCCAUAGCAUUAGCAAUAUGGAUCAACCAUCAAAACUGCCAUUGAAGAAUAAGGAAACAUUAGAUACAGAUUCAGAAUACACAAGCAAGAAGCCUGUUACUGUUAUCAAGUCACAGAAAGGUGGCGAAAAAUCUUCAGCCACUAAAAUGGAAGAUUCAUCUUCCAAGAAGAGAGCAGCAGUUGGGUCGGUGCCCUUGGAGAAGAAGAAGAAGAAACCAGCAGACACCUCUCUAUCUCUAAGGAGGUCUUUGUCAGCAAAAAUCAAGAUGCCUAGCUCUAGCUCAAAUGAUGGUCAACCUAGCUUGGGGUGUAGAUUGUUUGAAUAUAUGAAUAAAGGAACGGAAUCAAACAAUUUGGAGAAGGAUGACAUGUCAGUUGAUGAGAGCAAGCAAAUGUUAUCUCCUAUAGAUGAAGAAUCAAAACAGAGAAUAUUGGAUCUGAUGAAAGAUGCUGCUUCCUCUAUUACACUGGAGGAGGUGAAGAGGUACCACACAGAGAAAGUACCAUCAACACAUGCAAUGUCAUCAAGAGUGGACAAAUCCAUCAUCUUGGGCAGAGUGGAAGGUGCUGUGGAGGCUCUUCAUGUAGCUUUGAAGAAGCUUGAAGAAGGAUGCAGUGUUGAAGAUGCAAUGGCUGUCUGUGAGCCUGGUGUUCUUGACCAGUUAAUGAGGUGGAAGGAUAAGCUCAAAGUCUACCUUGCACCAUUUCUGCAUGGCAUGCGUUAUACAUCUUUUGGUCGUCAUUUUACAAAAGUGGAAAAGCUGGAGAAGAUUGUUGAGAAGCUCAAAUUUUAUGUUGAAGAUGGUGACACAGUGGUUGAUUUUUGCUGUGGGGCAAAUGACUUCAGUUUCCUUAUGAAGAAACACCUUGAUGAGAUGGGAAAAAACAAGUGCUCUUACAAAAAUUACGAUAUUACCAGACCAAAGAAUGAUUUCUACUUUGAGAAGAGGGAUUGGAUGUCUGUUCGUCCAAAUGAAUUGCCAAAACGCUUGAAAUUGAUCAUGGGACUAAACCCUCCAUUUGGGAAAAAUGCUGCUCUUGCAAACCAGUUUAUACAACAGGCAGUUAAAUUUAUGCCUAAGCUUAUCAUUCUUAUUGUUCCCCCUGAAACUGAAAGGUAUAUAAUAUAUAAUGACAUACAAGUGGAUGUUCCUCUUCCUGUUCCUGUUCCCCUUAUCCUUGAUGAUCUUCCAACAGAUAAAACACAAAAGGAAAGGGAAACCCCUAAAAAGAAGCAGCAGGCCCAGUCCAAUCAGACUUCAUUUUCAAAAAAGAGAAGAGGGAAACAAGUGGAUAAACAAUCUCAGAAGAAACUUAAACUCGAGGAUAAUAAAUAUUCUCGUGGUCAAGGUCAGGAUUUAGACGAUAAGCCAGUUCCUGAACCACCCAAGAAACUUGACAUUAAGCGUCCUUCCCCGGGUCCCACUCCCACUCCCAUUGUUGAAGAUGAAGCAAGUCAAUCGUUUGAGCACCGACAUUUGGAGAGGAGGUAUAACCCAGCGCCACCGCCACCAACCUCUGAGGUGAUGGAUUAUAAUAGCUCUGCCUCUCGCUCUCGGAAUGAUAUACUAGGUCAAUCGGUCAACCAACAUCGGUACAAUACCCCCACCCCUACCACCACUGAAGAAGCACCACCUUACAUGGGCGGUAGUGGUACAACAUAUAGGCGACCCGAUUCUGCUAAUAAUAAUAAUAAUAAUCUCCCAACUCCUAGCAGCGGUUAUUCGAUGAGACCCGCUGAGCCUUCUGUUCAGUAUCAUCAUAAUGCGGGUCCGGGUCCGGGUCCAGGGGGGUAUGAUAGUAGGGGGGGAUCUUAUGUUGAUGAGAUGGGGGCCGGGGGUUCAAGGAGAUACGGUGGUCAUGAUAUGGCAUCAUAUAAUAACAACAGCAACAGGGCCGGCACAUCUACAAUGCAACGGUAUGCACCCAGGCUGGACGAGCUCAACCAUACAAGGAUGGACGACAUGAAUCACUCCAGAAUGGGAAUGGGAAUGGGAAACUCCAGACGACCUGAACCACCACCUAUGCCUAUGCCUAUGGGUAUGGGUAUGGGUAUGGGUAUAGGGAAUAAUAAUAAUCAUAAUAAUAGGGGCUUUGGGGGUUAUGGUCCACCCAUGCAUGGACCUGGCUUCGGUACGGAGCCCAUGGGGUUUGCCCCUGGUCCAUACAACCCCUAUUCACACCAUAAUUCCUCGGGUGGUUGGCUCAACGAGUAG
Molecule: messenger RNA, 3625 nt
Organism: Lactuca saligna
Lineage: Eukaryota; Viridiplantae; Streptophyta; Magnoliopsida; Asterales; Asteraceae
Source: the annotation of a GenBank genome assembly